UUGGAAGCUGCAGCGGAGCGCGGAGAGACGCAGGAGCCGGAGCCGACCCGGAGCAGUGCUGGUUCAGGUCGCGCUUUUACGCACGGGAGCAGACUGUCCGGACAUGUUGUGAACUUACAUUUCUGACAACACGUGCUGGAAUAAUCACUUUAGACGCAGAGUACGAUUCAAAAUUAAAUCAAGUUGACAGUAUUGUAGCAAAAUGAAGGUAUUUACACAGUUAUUUCCUUUGAUCGCGCUUUUGUGCGUCCACGCUGUUUCAUCCUCCAAGUCCAACGUGCCACGGUUGAGGCUUUCGUAUAAAGAUCUGGUGUCUUCUAACCGCUCCCUGGUCUUCAGUGGACAUCAGGGACAUCUCUCUGUGUCUUCUGUGUUUUUGGACGAGUACAGAGACAGGCUGUUCAUCGGAGGGAAGGACGUGCUCUACUCACUGCUUCUCAAACCCACAGGACAGGAGUCAAAGGAGAUCCACUGGCCCCCGUUGCCUGGAAACAGAGAGCACUGCGUUUCGAUAGGGAAGGACCCGCAGACGGAGUGUGCUAACUUUGUGCGCCUGCUGCAGCCCUAUAACCGCACACACCUGUUGGCCUGUGGGACCGGGGCCUUCCACCCUAUGUGCGCCUUUGUCUAUGUGGGACACCGCGGAGAGCAUGUGUUCUCUAUGGACGCCGCUAAUGUGGAGAAUGGACGAGGGAAGGUCCCACACGACCCCAGUCUGCCCUUCGCCAGCACCUUCAGCGGAGGUGAGCUGUACACUGGACUGACAGCGGACUUCCUGGGGAGUGAUCACGUGAUCCUCAGGACGAUGGGGGGACGCUCCACCAUGAGGACAGAGACCGACCAGAAACUCCUGCACGAGCCCAGGUUUGUGGCUGCUCACCUGAUCCCAGACAAUGACGACAAAGACGACAACAAAGUGUACUUCUUUUUCACUGAGAAAGUGACCGAGCCUGGAGACAGAGAGGGAGCCAUCUACUCAAGGAUUGGGCGAGUGUGUGCGAAUGAUGUUGGCGGUCAGAGAGUGUUGGUGAACAAGUGGAGCACAUUCAUAAAAACCAGACUGGUGUGUUCGGUGCCUGGACCUCACGGUAUCGAUACACACUUUAACCAACUGGAGGAUGUAUUCUUGCUGAGGACCAAAGACGAGAGAAACCCAGAUGUCUACGCCAUUUUCAGCACCAUCAGUAACGUGUUCCAGGGCUUUGCAGUAUGUGUCUAUCGUAUGGCUGAUAUCAGAGAAGCUUUCAACGGACCCUUCGCUCACAAAGAGGGUCCAGACCACCAGUGGGGGGCAUAUGAGGGCCGGGUCCCCUAUCCCAGACCAGGAGUGUGCCCCAGUAAGAUCACAAACCAGCCGGGCAGAGAGUUUGGGAGCACGAAGGACUUCCCAGACUCAGUGCUGCACUUCGCCCGCAGUCACCCGCUCAUGUGGAGACCCGUGCACCCCGCCCAGAAGAAGCCCGUCCUGGUCCGAGCCAAUGUCCCGUACAGACUGCAGCAGAUCACAGUGGACCGCGUAGAGGCCGAGGACGGGCUGUAUGACGUCAUGUUCAUCGGCACUGAUAUUGGGACACUUUUGAAAGUCAUCACUCUGCACACUGGAAACAGCCUGGAGACGGAAGUGGUCACAUUGGAAGAACUACAGGUUUUCAAGGUUCCUACUCCUAUAACCUCAAUGGACAUAUCAGUCAAAAGGCAAGCCGUGUUUGUGGGCUCAGAUGUGGGGGUGGUACAGGUGAAGCUGCACCGCUGUGAGACCUAUGGGAACGCCUGUGCUGAGUGCUGUUUGGCCAGAGACCCGUAUUGUGCCUGGGAUGGGACGUCCUGCUCCCGAUUCGUCCUCAACAGUAAACGUCGCUAUCGCCGCCAGGACAUUCGCCAUGGCAACCCCGUACUGCAGUGUGUCGACCAAAACAUGAGCGAAGAGCUGGAUGUCCCAGAGGAGAAAGUGGUUUAUGGAACAGAAAACAACAGUACGUUCCUGGAGUGUAUCCCUCGCUCCCCACAGGCUUCCGUCAGCUGGCUGGUCCAAAGAGAAGAUCGCAAGGAGGAGGUGAAGUUGGACGAGCGCAUUAUGAUUACCGAACAUGGCCUCCUGUUCCGCCACCUGUUCCGUCAGGACGAGGGUCUGUACAUCUGUCGAUCCAGAGAGCACGGCUUCUCUCAGACCCUGUCCCGCUUGAACCUGGAGGUGCUGCCCGGAGACUCAGUGGACGAGUUCAUGCAGAGAGACAGCCACCCUGACUUCAAGGACCGCUCUGGUCUGGGGUACCGCCCGUGGACCCCCUGCAACAGCUACACCAGGGGCACUUCCACCGGGCAGUUUGGCCAAUCACGUACCUGGUUCAAAGACAUCAUGCAGCUGAUCGGUCCGGCCAACCUGCCCCACGUGGAGGAGUACUGCGAGAGGAUGUGGUGCAAUGAUAAACUGAGGAGGAAGCAUAAGAGCAUGUUGGAGAAGUAUCGGCAGGCCCAAGACAGCGCCCGGAAAGCCCGCAGUAAGAGUGUCAGUGAACGCAACAGGACGCCACGAGAUCUGAGCCGAAUCAGCCAAUAGGAGCAUACACAGGGGGACUAACAUGAUCAAUGGAGACGUAUUUGGCACUGAAAAACAACUAGAAGCACCUAAAUGAAAUAGACAUUUGAAUUUAUAGUUCACCUCCUGUUUGACCUGAAAUAGCAAAAUUGGACAAUAUGGAAAACAUCCUAUAAUGUUCAAGUUAUGAGAAUGACCAGAUUUAUGUUUUGGUUAAUACAAAAUUUGAAAAUGUUGAAACACAAAGUUACUCCUAUUUGUUAAUCUUGUCUUCAUUGUAAACUAUCACAUACAAAAACACAUUUUAAUAAGAACUGAAUACAAUUUUUAUUUCAGAUCAGGUGCAAUACAGGGUUAGUGGUGUCUUUUUAUGCCGAUGUCAAAUUUGUAGAAAAUUCACUUAAAAAUGUUGCGCAAAACUGCAGCUUGUGUUUCAGUGUCAUCUGGGUAUUUCCCAGAACUAUUACUUUAAAUACAGCUCAGAGUGCAUCUAGGGAUGGCAAAACAUGUUUUAUUGAAGUCAACAGUAUCCAGUAAUCAUCGAUAUCUGAUCAGCAAUGCACAGAUGUGGCCCAGCUGUGCGGCUUGGAUGUAGACAUAGUUUUGAUUUAGCUCAUGUUUGAGUUCAGUUCAGUUUCUGGUUUAUUUCUUGGUCACAUAAGACCUUGUGGGACGACAGUUGACCUUUCAACAGACAAAUGCAGACUGAAUCAUAUCACUGUACAUUGGUCACUGGCACACAUGUUAGAAUCAAAGAUGUGGUCAGCUAUAAGCAAAAAUUACUGUAAAGAGGGCUUUGAAAUGCAUCUUCCUGGUCUUUAACCACAUUCACUAUCAAUCCAAUCAUUUGUUACACUGCAUCUAUCAUAAUAAUAGCUAUUGACUCUAAAUGGAAAUGUUUGAGGGGCAGCAGUCUACAAAGCUAAGAUGAAGUAAUGAAAAGAAAGCAUCAGGACUGGAGAAAAAGAUGAAGAUGAACAAAUUCUGAUAUUAAAAUUACUGUACAAUAUUUUUGAAAAUACAAAAAAAGACUCAUGGUGGUAUAUUUAUUGUUCUUGUAGUGUGAGUGAGAGACAUGUCCAUAAAACUGCAAGUUCAAAACAAACAUUUAUAACUGAAAAAGUGAGACUUAAAUAAAUGGAAAUGGUACUGAAAGUAUGUUAUGACUACUAUAUCUGUAACUGUGGGGAGGUUGGUGCAGCUUAUAAGCCCGUAUAAUAUACAUUUGGUGUUUUUAUUGUUCAGUAAACAUGAGGCUGUUUCAGAGUGAUUGUGUAGUGGUGUAGCAUGUGUUUAAAGUGCAUUUUGAUGGUUUUGCAUGCUCUCAUUCAGUCCCAUUGUAAAUUUGUACAGAGCGUUCUGUUAGACCUUUUAUAUCUUCAGCCUUUUCUGUAGGUUUUUAUUGGUAUUCCUCUGUACUAAACAAGUGUUGUUUUUUGUGUAGGUUAUCUUGUAAAUAUUUUUUCCCCCCGGUUUGUCUGAGUAAGGCACAAAGCUAAAGUGUAAACGUCCAUCACGUUGAAAAAAUAAUGAAAACCAGUAGUGAUUUGUCCAAUACGAUAUGCGUUAUCAUUUCGUGUCAAAGCAAACUCUGAGUCAAUUGUUUUAUUUAUGAAUUUACAGCAUCUUGUGCUAUUUAACAUCAGUGAAAAUAAAAGUGAACUUUUUUAUUUCAAAAUAAUCACCUGUCUAUUUAUUAAACUUUUAUUUAGCCAGUGUAGAUAUGAUUUGGAAUAAUGCAAACUCCACAUAAAAGUCUUUUGCAAAAAGUGCACUAACCACUCUGCUACUUUUAUUUCGUUUAUUUGGAGCAGGUUCGGGUUGUAAUUGGGAUGGGAAUACUGGGCAGACGCCUAGCAGCUCACAAAAGUCCAAACUUUAACCAGAGCAGAACGGCUUUGCACCCACAAUAUUAUCGUAAAUUUUAGCUCACU
Boleophthalmus pectinirostris (great blue-spotted mudskipper) is the source of this 4470-nucleotide messenger RNA. RefSeq names its product sema domain, immunoglobulin domain (Ig), short basic domain, secreted, (semaphorin) 3bl (gene sema3g). The transcript is spliced from 16 exons. The record is from RefSeq and is a predicted model, not a curated record. Gene Ontology annotation, molecular function: chemorepellent activity; semaphorin receptor binding. The coding region runs from base 203 to 2557 and encodes 784 amino acids. NCBI's taxonomy places the organism in Eukaryota, Metazoa, Chordata, Actinopteri, Gobiiformes, Gobiidae. Gene Ontology annotation, biological process: negative chemotaxis; axon guidance; semaphorin-plexin signaling pathway.